Messenger RNA from Drosophila guanche, 867 nucleotides. Its product is annotated as myotubularin-related protein DDB_G0290005. The record is from RefSeq and is a predicted model, not a curated record. Lineage: Eukaryota; Metazoa; Arthropoda; Insecta; Diptera; Drosophilidae. The transcript has 2 exons. The coding region runs from base 61 to 801 and encodes 246 amino acids.
UCAGCAAUCGAGAGACAGUUUCGCCACCAAAACCCCAAGUAGAAUCCAGGAGUCGAGGACAUGCACAUGCUCAAGGGAUUACUUAUCGUGGUCUGCCUGGCAGCCAUUGCCAGCGCCAAGCCCCAUCAGGCCAAGAGCGGUCAGAACUAUCAGCUGUUUGGACGCAGCCGCGAUGAGCCCGCCGCCCAGGGUCGCCUGAGCGCCAUUCAGCUGACGGACAUCAUCAACAGCCUGAAGGGAACGACGACAAGCACCACAGUGGCGCCAACGACCACCUCCACGGGCACCACGACCACCACCAUUACGCCCGAACCCACAACCUCCUCGGGUACCAGCACUUCCGCCACCGUGCCCACCACAUCCACUAGCACUGGCCCUACCACUCUCCGCCAGCUGGACGACAACAACGUUGACGAGGAGCUGGAGGAUGAGGAGGAGGAUGAGCACCAUCAGCUGGCCGGCUUCGAGCUGAACGAUGAUGAGGAGCAGGAUGAUGAUUCCCAGGAGAUGGCUGCAUCGGCAGCACGCGCCACCCGCAACAACUCGAGCCGCCGUCGCCAGAAUCGUCUGCGCAGUCAGCGUCGCAAGCAGCGUCGCCAGGCCAACCAGCGCCGUCGUCGCCAGCAGCAGCGCCAGCAGCGUCGUCGCCAGAAGCGUCGCCAGCAGCAGCAGCAGCGUCGUCGCCGCCAGCAGCAGAACCGUCAGCGUCAGCGUCGCAAUCGUCGCUCCAACCAGCGCCUCAUGAAACGCUUCCGUCAGGCCACACCCAACAGGAACCGUCGCAUUCGUGUGCUCAACUAACAAACCUAACGGGAUAUGUAAGCAACGGUAAUGAAUGGAAAUAAAGAACAGAAAUUACAAGACGUA